Molecule: messenger RNA, 1627 nt
Organism: Arabidopsis thaliana (thale cress)
Lineage: Eukaryota; Viridiplantae; Streptophyta; Magnoliopsida; Brassicales; Brassicaceae
Product: Galactose oxidase/kelch repeat superfamily protein
Exons: 1
Coding region: 146-946 (266 amino acids)
Source: RefSeq, marked reviewed
CUUUGAGGCCCAUUAAGAAUUUAUUAAUGUGAAGGAUAAACGCAGAAGCAACAAAGUCCAUUACGCUCGAUAAGGCUUAGCAGUCAAAAUCCCUAAAAUCCUCUUUGACUUUGGUUCUCUGCAGUCGAUAAUUUUAUUUUCGCCAAUGUCAUCGCCGGUGAAGAAGAUGAAGAAGAAGACGACGACGUCGCCGAUACUCUCACCGACGCCGCAUUCGACCCAGAUUUUAUCACUUCCUGUUGAUUUGCUAAUAAGUAUCCUCGCCCGCGUCUCGAGAUUGGACUACCCAAUUCUCUCUCUCGUCUCCAAGAGCUUUCGAUCUCUCAUUGCUUCACCGGAGCUUUACGAGACUCGGUCACUCUUAGGCCGCACAGAGAGCUGUCUCUAUCUGUGCUUAGGGAUCCCUUCUGACUUUAACCCUCGCUGGUUCACUCUCUGCCGAAAACCUAAGCCAAGUGGGCAUGUUAUGGCGGCAAUCUCAAUCCCCAAUUCUCGUCCUGUACAUUGCUCUGGUCUCGUUGCUGUUGGUUCUGAUAUAUACAACAUUGGCGGAUCCAUCAUCAAUGAACACUCCUCUAGUGUCUCGAUAUUGGACUGCCGGUAUCACACGUGGCGUGAUGCUCCAAACAUGCUGGUGGAGCGGAAUUCACAUGCAGCCAAUGUUAUUGAUGGGAAGAUAUAUGUUGCAGGAGGCAGCAGAGACUCCAAUUCCUCCAAUUGGAUGGAAGUUUUCGAUAUAAAAACCCAAACUUGGGAGCCUGUGCUAAACCCUAUCGCAGAUGGAUGUGACAGACGUAUACGCAAGAGCGCAGUGAUUGAAGAAGCUAUCUGCUUGUUUGGGUAUAAGGGUGUGGGUGUUGCUUACAACCCAAGAAUAGAUAAAUGGGAAGCGAUAGGAGAAGUGAAUUAUUUGGAUUUAGGAUGGGUAUGGCUUCUUGUUGCGUGAUAGAUAAUGUGCUGUAUUGUUACAGUAAUAUAGACGGAAUCAAAUUGUAUGACUCUAAGAUAGGAUGCUGGAUGAAGCUCAAGGGUUUGGAAGGAUUGCCUGAGUUUGCUAGUUAUUCUUAUGUUAGAUUAGCGGAUUAUGGUGGGAAGAUGGCGGUUUUGUGGGACAAGUUACCUACUACUGGCAAUAAUAACAUGGUGAUUUGGUGUGCGGUAAUCACACUUGAAAAGCGCCACAAUGAAAACAUUUGGGGGAGGGUUGAGUGGUUUGAUGCUGUGCUUACAGUCCCUGAGCCUUAUGAAUUCGUGUGUGCUCGUUCCGCUAAUGUUUGAUGAAUUGUUGACUCGGUAGUGAAUCUUGCAAAUGUUUAAGCUUUGCUUGUUUUGUGAUGCGAGACUAUAACCAAAUGUUUCACACUGUUUUUGUUGAACAGGUUGGGGUGUUCACAUUCGUAGCAAGGACGGUAAAAAGAUGUGUACUCUGGAAGAGAGUUUGGUCGUGUAGUUACGAGAAAUUUUUUGUUUUAUUUCGCUUCGUUUGCAAAGGCUUUGCUUUGCUUGCUUGCUUAUUACAAUCUUAUAAACCAAAUGAUUAUGGCUUUUAUGUGUGUUUUCAUUUAAUAUUAUCACACCAAAAGAAGAUAAACGCUUAUUACAGUAUUUUGUGAAAAAAAUAAAAAAA